Anastrepha ludens (Mexican fruit fly) is the source of this 9602-nucleotide messenger RNA. RefSeq lists its product as uncharacterized. Gene Ontology annotation, biological process: protein phosphorylation; cell surface receptor protein tyrosine kinase signaling pathway; innate immune response. Gene Ontology annotation, cellular component: extrinsic component of cytoplasmic side of plasma membrane. Lineage: Eukaryota; Metazoa; Arthropoda; Insecta; Diptera; Tephritidae. The record is from RefSeq and is a predicted model, not a curated record. The transcript has 11 exons. Bases 1391 to 7549 code for a protein of 2052 amino acids. Gene Ontology annotation, molecular function: signaling receptor binding; non-membrane spanning protein tyrosine kinase activity; ATP binding.
AUUUUACGCCACUGAACUGUGGCAGCUGCCAAACAAUUUGCUCUAGACGUUUUUUGUAUUCAAACAAACUGUCACUUUAAUACGGUCUGGUAUGAUCUUUACAUUCCGUAGAUUUCAAAAUGUUUAUCGCUUAUUUAAAUUCAAACGUUGUAGAUUUUUUACUGUGCAUUUGUUUGAAAUCGGUAAGUGAGUGGUAGAAGACGAAUGCAUGCGGAUCCCGGUUUUAACUCAUAAGGUAAAGAUUCAGCUUGCAGCGCAAAAACCAAGCCGUGCUCUGCAAGACAAAUUGAGCGCACAUGUACAGUAUAUCGAACGGUUCGAACUGCUCGAAUGCACAUGGGUGUGAGUAUUAGCAAAUACUUAAAAGGUGGAGAGGAAACGGUUAAAUCUCUCAUAUUUAGCACCAAACGAAUCAGUUGUCUGCUAAACGGUGAGGAAAACGGUUGUGCGAAUAGCCAGAAACGUAAUUAACGCAAUCGUGGAAUCAAUCGUGUACUUACAUACAUAUGCAUAUAUUUUAAAUUUUUUUUUAGUUCUUUGGUUGACGAUAGAAAAAUUUUUAAUAUAAAGUUUAAAUGUCUAAAAAUAAAAUAUAUAAAUUUGUUUGGAUUAAAGAAAAAUAAUAAUUUUAAAUAAUCGUGUAUAUAAUCCAUACGCUAAGCUUUUGUGUUUUUGCAGCUAUUUGUCUAUUGAACUGUGCAAAAGCAAACCAAGAAAACACAAGUUACUAUUUACUAUUUAAUUCAGCGCAACAAACUUCAGCAACAUUUGCAUUUUCGUGUUUAUAAACAAAUGUCGCUAAGCCGAGAAACAGUGAUAUAUUGAAAAUACACAACGGUACGUGUGUUUGUGUGUGAAUUUGAGAAGAAAAGAAGAAAAAGACGUCGAAUUUAUGCGAAAACGAAAACUAAAAUAAAUAAAUUGCAAAUACUACAAUAAAAAUAAGCACAAACACAAAUAAUUAUUUAACAAAAAAGAAUACAACAUUACAAUUUGUGAGUGAAAAUUGUUUUAAAAUUCCACGGUUGCAGCAACAUUAAUCGUCUUUGGAACAGUACUUCAAUGUCACUGCAGCCGCUAAUAACAAUACUAUUCCUUGCACGCCAAAAGCAAUAACAACAAAAACCACAACAACAAUGUAGCAGCGAUUUAUAGUAAUACGCGUUAUAGUGCUGAAAACACAAAGAGAUAAAUAAAGAAAAAACGAGGACAAGUGCGCAUGAAAUCUCCUUCUAGAAAACUAGUAGCCAAACAAAACCAAAUACUAAUAGUAGUAGUAAGAUAAAUCAACAACAAACAUACAUCUAAUAGACUGUUUGAUUUAAAACUUGCCAAUGACAAGACGUAUUUACACUUAAAUUAAGCGCAAUUAGCGAUUCUAAAAACGCCCAUGCGCACUGAAAGUAUUUCGAGCGGACGACACUGCAGCGCAUCCGCAUACGCAACUGGAGCGGCAUCCGUUGCAGCAGUAUCAGCUGCAGCAAAUAUGGCAGCCAUGCCAGUCGUCUGGUGCACAGAUCCAAAUUCAGUAAAUAAACAACCCACAGCUUUCGCGCUUCAUGGCAUUCAAUUGCAGGGUAACGUGACAGAGAAACAAGUAUUGGCGCUGCGCGAAUUGGUGAAUGCCGCCGCUGAGGGUAGACUGAUACUACCUGCUGAUGGCACUUUUGUGUUGUUAGACAGCGGCAUUAGUAUUGAGAGUUCAAUAGUGAAAAGCGGUGAUGACGCCGAUGCCGAUGGCAAUAAAGAAAAUGCAGCGGAUAAUAUUGUUGCAAAUGUGACAAAUGGCAGCUGUGGAGAGGAGAAAAUUACAAAGAACACCUACAUUCUUAUGCCCGUGGCAACAACCAAACCUCAGCCAUCGCAAGAACAACACCCAACAAAUUUGUUCAGCGCUACCACAGCAGCCGUUGCAGAGCAAUUUGAUGUUAUCGAAGAAGAGAAAGAAGAAGUGUUGCAAGCGCAGGAAGUUCUAGUAUCGCAGUUUAAAGAUGAGGAGCCCGAGCCGAAAUACUCCACAUUCACGCCGCCUAGCUCGAAUGACGGCGAAGAAAUACUAUACGAAUUUCUCUGUUGUGCGAAAUGUAUGAAUGAAAUGUACGCGUCCAGGUAUCAAGCGUCUCCGACAAGCGCUACGCCUACACGCAUGCGGUAUAGUAGUUGCCAGUAUUCCACAGACGCGCUUGCGCCAAAGAGCAAUGAAAGCCGGCGCGCUUUAGCUGCAGAACGACUACAUCGAUUACUCAGGACUUCCGGUCGCGCCUGCGCCUUCGUUGAUUGGGGCGCAUCAGUCAGGCCAGCGACUGGUAUAAAGGCCAGUGAAUCGUCAAUGCCAUUAGAUGAUCCUGUAUACAGUAUUGCCAAUAAGUACACGCGCCGGUAUCAACGCAAAUAUUGCCUUAACUCUGCCUCGGCAUUAGCCGCACGUAAUCGACAAAAUCGUCGCAAAUUACCAAUGCAAAGCGUAAAAAUCUUUCAUAAUCGUAGCAUUGCAAUCACAAAUGUUGGUAGUUGUAGUGGAGGUAGUGGGGGCAGUAGUGUAAGCAAUAACCGAAACAAUAAAAUCGGCUGCGCUCCACUGUCAACGAUAUUAUCAUUACCUGCUUAUGCGACGGUGAACAAAAAUAAAAUCAGCAAUGAAGCGACGACACAGUCAAAUAGUGGAGCGAUGUUAGCAGAGGAAUGCAACGAACAAAUGGGGAGAAGUGGCAGAAACCAGACAAGGCUGGGAACGGAGGUAGAGGUAGACAAUUUUGAAGCGCCGAGAAUGCAGACGGUAGUCAACGCGGUGGUGGAAGAUGACAUACAAAGGCAUUCUCUUCGUGAUAAGCUAACGAACUGUGAUACACCAAUGGAAGAGGUAGUCUCUACUGAAGUAGUUAAAGAUCUAAUUAGUUUCGACGACGAUGAUAAUGAUAAUGCUGAGUUGAGGACAGCAAACGACAAUGUAUGCGGUCCGUCGCGAAAAUUCGUUUGCGAAUCAAAGACCUUCGAUUUGUUGUGCGCACCGAACAAAGAGCUGACACCGUCAGCCAUCAUAGCCAGCGAUCACGAUCGUGACGCCGACACCAACGACUGCAACCUUCCACUAUCAACACAUGCGCUUUGCAUGCAAAUUAGCGAAUCAGCCGAAUCCGCGGCCUACCCAACGACUAACACUGUCGACACCAGUAUAGCUGCUGCUGCUGCUGCUGCUGAGACUCAAGCCACGGUAGCUGGGCAAUCGCACAGUAAUAAUUCGAGUCGAAAAACGAGUUUCGAUUCAACUUGCACCAUCAGUUCAAUGGAUUCUGGUUUCAUUGAGAUGCAGAAUAAAUUGGAGAGCUCGUUGCAGAGUGCUGCUGGCGCUUUACUGUUUGCCGCUGCUGCCACAUCCUCAUCAGCUGCGAAUGUGCGGCCAUCAAUUGCGCAAAUCUUCGAUGAUGUCACCAAUGUGGCAGGUGCCGAAAAUGCCACUUCACCAGGGUGUGGUAAUGCUAAGCAUGAAGCAUUGAGCACUGGCGAGCCUUGUGAUGCGCCAGAGAAGAUCGCGCGUCUCAACUACAAAGAGUGCCUUACCCAGUCACGCAACCGGCGCAAGUCCUACGAAGAAUUCAAGGCAAUGUUUGCCGCAGCAGCAUAUAUGGAAGGAGCAAACAAUGCGGCGUCGGAAAUAUGCGCACGUCGCAAAGCGUCGCAAGUACGUAGUGGCAGCUGUUGUGAAAAGGAAACACAAUCCGGCGCGUCAAUGACAACGCUAGCAGCAGCAACAACGACGGCGGCAACAAUGUCGAAUGCAUUAGAAUCGAUAUCAGAACAGGUUGUAACCAAAGCGGAGGGGGAGUGCCGCCAGCCUGGUGAUGGUGGUACUAGUGGAGUAGUGGCUGGUAUGAUGCCAAUUGCCGGGUCCAAACUUGCCAGUCACAGUAACGUCGCCGCUGCUGCUAUCAACGAGUUGAACACAUUUGCUAUGAAUGUGAAUAGCGACGCGAAACCGGAUUGUGUAAACAAGUUUGCGGUGAGCAUUGCUGAAAUGAAUACUACUGACGUGUCCGCCUCACUGACCGCACCAUCAGCGUCUGCGUUAGCGACGGCGACGACGAGGACGUCGGCGUCUACAAUACAACGUCGGCCAACCACAGAAAUUUUGCGUAAGAAUUCCGAUUUUCUAUCGCAAAUACUCGAUCAAAAGCUGCUAGCGGCCAAAGAGAAAGAAAAAGCGCACAUACGUCGCAAAUCAUAUGAAGAGUUCAAACGUUUGGUGCGCGAUUGCGAAGCAAUGGAUAUGACAGAAAAAUCCAGUGAAGCUGCAAAAAGUGCAACCGCUCUGUCGGCAACGCCAUUUAAACGCCAAAAUUCGCGGCAUAGUAAAAGUUACGCGUCAUUUUUGCUUAUGCGCCGCAAUUCGUUAAAAGAACAACAAAAAGUGGCAGCUGCCGCAAUGACUACUACAAACUGCACUGCCAACGUUGAGCCACUACUUGAGCGUAGCGAUGAUGUUGCCACCGAAGCGCAACUACAAAGCAGCAAUAGAGCCAUAGUACCGUCUGCAACAGCGCCUAUCAACAAAGGUAUCGAUAGUUGCAGUGGCAAUAAUUAUAGACGUAACUUUAAGAUCUAUGAUAAGCUAGUUUACGGCACCAUUUAUGACAUAAUACAACGUAAAAAUGACAUUUACAACCUGACAUACCAUAAAUAUGACAAAUAUAUGACAUACGGCACCAUUUAUGAGAUUCUACACCGCAAGACGUCGCAAGCAUCCUCUACCACGUCGUCGGUCACAAGCGCGGGCGAUUUCUUUCAACGCAAAAGUCUGUCUGCUAUUUUGGAAAAAGAUGGCGGUUUGACUGGGCAUGAAAAAAAAGAACAUACUUCUAAAGCAGAAAAGGACAAACACAAAGAAGGCAAGGAAAAACACAAGUCAUUAAAGCCAACAAUGAUUUACGAUAUUAUACAAAAACAACAGCACCAACAACAGGGACAAAGUAUUGAAGUUCAUGCUGCCAUAGGGAGUAGCGCUAGCGUUCCAAAUGGGGCCAUCUCGACCGCAAAUUCUGCUUCCUCGUCCACACUUUUGGGUAGUGGUCGCAAAUAUGGCACGAUUUAUGAUAUUUUACAAAUGGAGAAAUCAGAUACCAGCACAGCUACAGCUGUCCUAUCUGCGGCGCACCCAGAAUCCAAGAAUCGUUUUAUUGUCAGUAAAAUUGAUGAAACUGCUGUCAUGGAGACAUCAACAGCUAGUGGCGUCAAUACGCACCAACCCAUAGAAAACCCUGUCAAAAAUGCGGGUUACACAGCAUCCAACGCAAAAAAGUCGCAAAGCGACAAUGCCGCCCAUUGUGAUUCGCAAAAAUCUGCGAAACCAUCGAAGCCAAAUAAAAUGAGAAGACUGUCUAAUAUAUUGUCCUAUAGUAAGCAACAUACAAAGUCUGAGAAGUCGGCAAGCAACGAACGCAUCGAUGAACAACCAGAGCCGCCAGCUGAUUCACGUGACAUUGAAGACGCGUCCAAAUCAAAGCAUGUGCUGCACAAACGCCGUGUUGGCUUGUCGCAGCUAUUGCCGCUGGACAGUGAAGAAUUAUAUGCGCGUAUUAUUGCACAAAGUCGCGGCGCCACCUCAACUGCUGGCAAGCUGGGGAUCGGCGGCGCUCCUAUUAUGAAAUCCAGUUCACUAGAUGGCAUCUCGGCGGCAGCGGCCGCUUUGGUCUCGCCACCUGCCACACCUUCGCCACCCUCACCACGCCGCAGCCUCAAGCAACAUAAUUGUUUACAUCUUGGUGUAACGUCUGCACAGAGACGGCUCGUCAAAAAACUGUCUCUAGAUAGCUUCGAAGCGAGUGCGGCACGCCAGGAUCGCUCGCCAAUACGACGCUGGUCCAAUCAAAUGCCUAUCAAAUGUAACUGCAUGCCUGCGGGUGACUCGCGUGAAGGUUCGCCGGUUUCGUUGGCGAGCAGCAAUGAAGAUUUGUGCGCAUGCCCGUCUAUUGUCAUAGAAUCGACUGCACAACAAUGGCAACAACAACGCCAACCACACCACUUUAGUCAUCACCAUCACCAGCCACUGCAACACAAGCAUACGUGCCCAAAUUUCUUGAUAUUCACAUCGAAUACAACAACAACAACGGAAACACAAGCAUCACAAGUCGCAACGCUUCUACCAUCGCCUACGUCGUCUACUUGUGUCGGUAAUGCCGAUUGUGCUUGCGCGUCACUGGAUAAUUUUAAAAACUUCAGACUCAAUGCACCGUUGAGUAUUAAAACGAAUGCCAACAAUAGCAGCAAAGUUGCGACGCCCGCAGCACCAACGAAGGGCGGUGGUAGUUCAGCGCUGGCGUUGACCAAGAACGCCAAGUCGCGCCGCUUGUCGGAAUUUACGCGCGGUGAAUUUCUAAACGAAAAACCUUGGUACUUCCGCAAGAUAAAACGAAUUGAGGCUGAGAAGAAACUAUUACUGCCAGAAAAUGAACAUGGAGCAUAUUUGAUACGCGACUCUGAGAGCCGCCACAACGACUAUUCCCUAUCAGUGCGUGAUGGUGAUACAGUAAAGCAUUACCGUAUACGGCAACUGGACGAGGGUGGCUUUUUUAUUGCGCGCCGCACAACUUUUAGAACACUCCAAGAACUUGUUGAGCAUUAUUCCAAGGAUUCCGAUGGUUUGUGCGUCAAUCUAUGCAAGCCAUGCGUACAGAUCGAGAAACCCGUCACCGAAGGCCUAUCGCAUCGAACACGCGAUCAAUGGGAGAUCGACAGAACUUCACUCAAAUUUGUGCGCAAAUUGGGUUCCGGUCAAUUUGGCGAAGUAUGGGAGGGAUUGUGGAAUAAUACCACACCAGUAGCAAUUAAAACGCUGAAGUCAGGCACAAUGGAUCCAAAAGACUUUUUGGCUGAAGCUCAAAUUAUGAAGAAGCUGCGUCACACAAAACUCAUACAACUCUAUGCUGUUUGUACAGUAGAGGAGCCCAUUUACAUCAUUACAGAAUUGAUGAAGCACGGCUCUCUGUUGGAGUACCUGCAAGUACUUGCAGGCAAGGGACGCAGUCUGAAAAUGGCGAUACUCAUCGAUAUGGCCGCACAAAUUGCCGCUGGCAUGGCUUAUUUGGAGCAACAGAAUUACAUUCACAGAGACUUGGCAGCGCGUAAUGUGCUGGUGGGCGAUAAUAAUGUUGUCAAGAUUGCCGAUUUUGGUUUAGCGAGACUUAUCAAAGAAGACGAGUAUGAGGCCCGUGUCGGUGCACGUUUCCCUAUCAAAUGGACAGCUCCCGAAGCGGCCAACUACAGCAAAUUCUCUAUUAAGUCUGAUGUGUGGAGUUUUGGCAUUUUACUCACCGAGUUAGUGACGUAUGGACGUAUACCAUACCCGGGUAUGACUAAUGCCGAAGUGUUAACCCAAGUCGAACAUGGCUAUCGUAUGCCAGCACCGCCCAGUUGCGAACCACGCCUAUACGAAAUUAUGCUUGAGUGCUGGCACAAGGAUCCAAUGCGACGACCGACCUUCGAGACACUGCAAUGGAAGCUGGAAGACUUCUACACAUCAGAUCAGAGUGAUUAUAAAGAAGCGCAGGCCUACUGAUAAAUGCUUUACACUUCCAGCAGCACGUCUCACAUUAGCGAUAAUAUAAAAAAACAACAUAUACUACAACAUAGUAAUUGCCAACGCCACAGGAACAACAACAUCCACAAUAAUAUACACAACAACACUAAUAAGAUGAGUCGCAGCAGUAGCAGUAUGUUGCCAAUUGGCGCAGCAGCGCCAGCAACAGCAGUAGCAACAACCUCAACAUCAACUACGACAAAUGCAACUGCAAAGAUGACAACAAAAGCGACAACGUCGAUAGCCAAUAAAGCUGCAGCCGAUGGUGCCAAGUCGUUACAGGUAGCAAGAACAAUAACAACACCAGUCAAGCCAAUACCUAAGUUGCGGCACGUGACGACAAGCAAAAGCAACAAUCGGCAUAUCAGCAAAACAAAGCAAAGCAAUUCGAAGCAUCUUCCCAAAUCGGACAAUUAAGACUAAAUUUUUCAUGACACUCAUUUAAAAAUGGUUAGAUGAAAUAUAAGAAAAAAUAAAUAAAUACUAAAGCUGAUAAUUUGAAAAAAGAUAGAGCAAAUUGAUACAAGCUAACAGGUAGCAACUUAAAUUAUGCGCAAAAACAAUUUGUGUUUGUGAAAAAGGAAAUUUGCAUUAUCUCAAAAACUGAGCGAAAAUUUUUAUAAUUUAUGUUGUAUUCGGAAAUAAUACAAUUUAAAAUAUGUGUAAGACUUUAGAUAUAUUUAGCAAAGAUUUUUUGUUUUUCGAUUCUCUCCAUCACCUUAUUAAAUUUUUUGUCACAUUCUUUUUUUUUGUUUUUUUUUUUUUAUUUUAACGUAUGUAGUUUUUUUUACAAAGCAAACAAGUAAUAAUAAAAAUAUUUAAUGUAUUAUUAUUUAUAUGGAUAUUCGAAGGAGGAAAUAUUUACAUAAUUUUAUAGGCAGAAAUAUAAUGCAAAUAAACGUACAUACACAUACAUACCGACAUAGACAUUGUGAAAGUCAGAGGUUAUAUAAAUAUACAUAUUUCAUGAAUAAACGCAUACACACAAAACGCAUAUGCAAGUAAAUAAAAUAUAUACAUGUAUGAUUUUUAAAAUUUAAGUAAAUUUAUUUACAAUGUUGUUUUGUGUUGCUUAUUACCGCUACCUUUAUGAAUAUGUUAUGUGAUUCGACUUACAUACAUACAAACAUACUAUAUAAGACUUGCUUGUAUUAAAAUCGAAAAAUCAAAACGAUUGCAUGAGCUUAACAAGUACUCGUGCCUUCUCUUGUGCUGCAUAUUAGCUUGCUUUUUGUAAAAAAAUCUAUAUCCCAUCAACAAUUCAAUUGUCUUUGUUUUUAUACCCUUUGGCAAAACACACGGAUUGCAAAUGUUAUUGUCUAAUUUUGCACCAUUGCAAUGAAUGUUACGAACAUUGUAUAUUUUUAGCAAGUGUACAUUUGUUCCAUUAUAAUUAAUCCAAAACUCACAAAACAAGAAACCAAUCAGCAGUAGCUGUAAUCAAAAGUGUUAAGUGAAACAGGCAAAUACAUAUACAUAUAUGCACACACAUAUACCAUACUAGUACCAUAUACUUACACAUAUGCUGAUUUUGUCUAAAAACUUUUGUUUCCAUUAUUCGCAUAAAUGUUUUGUAAUUCUAGUUUUAGUAAACUUAAUUAUUACAUACAUAUAUAUGCUUAUACAUACACAAAGUAUAAUUUAAGUACUGUUAGGUUAUUACUAUUAAAAUUAUUACUAUUACUAUUACUUUUAUUACAAAAGUGAAUGCAAAUUGACCGAUUAAAAUAAAUCUAUACAAAUUUAUAUUACAACAAAACAAAAAAACAUCGUACAUCUCUAUAAAUUUGAUGUUGGAUUGUAUUUAUUGUGUGGCAAAACCCCUCGUAAAAAAUGUUGGCAUUUAGUAUAUUGUGGAUUGGCAUUAAAACUGACAAAACAAACAAAAACAGCUGUGGGCUGGCUGGGAUAUUAGCUGGCCGACAGCAAGUGAGACAUAUGUGUUGUUGCGAAGUGAAAGUUUAUCUAUCUUGAUUAGACGAAAAUAUGAAUACGUAGAGAAAAGUGACUAAGGCAAAAAAAAAAAACAAAA